Geodia barretti is the source of this 321-nucleotide messenger RNA. The record is from the annotation of a GenBank genome assembly. Lineage: Eukaryota; Metazoa; Porifera; Demospongiae; Tetractinellida; Geodiidae.
AACCAUGCAGCCCUGGAUCAAGUGCAGUAGUGGCACCGUAUAUGACACCCAGAGAGUCCUAUGAGCUGGGCAUGCGCUCUCAGCCAGCAUGGGAGGAGAAACUGGAAGUGUUCGUAAGGGAGGAUGGUGAACGAGGGGUUAGAGCACUCACCGCGUUCCGAGAUGGAGAGUUCCUCUGUGAGUUCGAGGCAAAUCUUUUGUCGAAGGCCCAGUGUGAGAAGGCAGAGAAAGAAUACGAGGCAGAUGGGAAACCUGUCUACAUCCUUGAAGUGUGUUGUUUCAGCUGAACUCAAUGAUUGAUUUAUCUUUACCCUUAUAACA